CCCGCUCAGUCACAAGGACUCUUCAAAAGACACCCAGGGUCGGCUUUCUAGCUCAAUGUGUGGUGUGUCGUGUGAGGGCCCGUCGAUGCGCGCUGCUGCUCGUCUUGGCUCUCCGCUGCUUGGUCUUUUACCACCGUCCGAGGUCACCGUGGUCAAGAAUGCCAACCCUCGCCAGGGCAAGUGGCAUAUGUUGAGUUCUACCGGUUUUUUCGCUGCUGCUGGUGCGAUUGCAAAGAAUUACAAACCGCUUGUUCCGAAAAUAGCACGGUCAUCCAUCAACUGUCGGCUGCAAUUACUUCCGCCAAUCUUAACUUCCGGAAGCUUGCUGUCGGUUGAAUUUCCUCCUCGAUCCGCAGCGGCACCCGGACCGGCAUUUCACCCCGGUGUGUUCCGGCGUUUGGUAAACGAUCUGUACAUCGGGGGUUACACCAUUUCAUUGAUCACGCUCAUCGUGUCGCUGUGUGUCUUCUUUAGCUUUAGGACCCUGAAAUGCACUCGCAUCCGCAUCCACAUCAACCUGUUCAUCUCGCUGGCCCUGAGCUGCAUCUGCUGGCUCUGUUGGUACAAGCUUGUCAUCGAAGAUCCGGAUGUGACCAACCGAAACGAGGACUGGUGCAUCGGAUUGCACAUCCUGCUCCAUUACCUGAUGCUGGUCAACUAUUUCUGGAUGUUUUGCGAAGGGCUCCACCUACAUCUGGUGCUGGUAAUUGUCUUCAUCAAGGAUGCCAUUGCGAUGCGAUGGUUUGUCACCAUCGGUUGGAUAUUUCCGGUUCUGUUCGUCGCAACCUAUGCAGCGAUCCGGAGCAACUACACCACCGAUGUGGAGCA
Messenger RNA from Uranotaenia lowii, 828 nucleotides. RefSeq names its product calcitonin gene-related peptide type 1 receptor-like. Gene Ontology annotation, molecular function: G protein-coupled peptide receptor activity. NCBI's taxonomy places the organism in Eukaryota, Metazoa, Arthropoda, Insecta, Diptera, Culicidae. The record is from RefSeq and is a predicted model, not a curated record. Gene Ontology annotation, biological process: cell surface receptor signaling pathway; adenylate cyclase-modulating G protein-coupled receptor signaling pathway. Gene Ontology annotation, cellular component: plasma membrane. The transcript is spliced from 7 exons. The annotation marks the transcript as partial.